Molecule: messenger RNA, 323 nt
Organism: Staurois parvus
Lineage: Eukaryota; Metazoa; Chordata; Amphibia; Anura; Ranidae
Source: the annotation of a GenBank genome assembly
GGGCAUCUCAUGGGGCCCCCUACUGACCCCAGGCCCUCGGGCAGUGCCCGAGUUUCCAAAUGGUCAGUCCGCCCCUGCUCAACAGACUAAUAUAUUACAAAAAAAGGUUUAUAUCUCACUUACAAAAAAUUGCUCUUCAUCCAGUGCACAUAGCAUUGAGUGUCUCUUUAAACAAGAGUUUCCCCCUCAAGGCAAAACUUUGGCUUCAGAUACCUAUCCAAGAUGGCAGUCUUCUGGUUCCUGCUUAGCGUAAUGACAUCAUCCGGCCAUGAUUUUGACGCAUUUCAUCAUCCAAUCAUGACUGCUUCACUAGCCUCAACGUU